CCUCUCUUCCCUCCCAAAAGCCAGUAAGCCACCCCUGCCCGGGUUCUCAAGCCCUAGCCGAGCUCUUCCUUUCCUUCCUCCCUCCAGCCUCCAGCGCCGGCGCAUCUCCUCUGCCACUCGCUGCCUCCAGUCCAUUCUCAUCCGUCGUCUGCUCCUCUGCUGCUCCCAGCCGGAGGCCGUCCAUGGCGGAGGAGAAGAACAGUUCUUCGAAGCCGAAGGAGACGUACCCUCUAUUCUCCUUCUCGAAUCCCAACCAGCAGGGCCUAGGGUUUGGGCUCUUUGGUUCUCCAGAGAAGCCUCUUCCUCCCCCUCCUCCUUGCGUUGAAGUGCUCCUCUCUGAGGAAUCAUCGACAGUGAAAUCAAAUGUAGAGCCCAUUGUUAUUAACGAUGAGCUCACCCUUCUUAAGGGAAGAGUAAGUACUUUCGAUGUUUUUGGGGUGGCCAAUUCGGAUUUGGUCGCAGGAAAAUACGAAGGAGGAUUGAAACUGUGGGAAGGGUCAGUUGAUCUGGUCAAGACCCUCCGUUCUGAGGUCCGAGAAGGUCGGUUAAUGCUUGAGGGAAAGCGAGUAUUAGAGCUUGGAUGUGGUCACGGUCUUCCUGGGAUCUUUACAUGUCUUGAGGGUGCAGCUGUUAUACAUUUCCAAGACUUUAAUGCUGAGGUCCUCAAGCAUCUGACAAUACCAAACGUAAAAGUCAACCUCAUGAAAAAAUUUUCUCAGCAACAUUUGCUGAUUACAAACAAGACAGAUGUGGGUACCCCUGAUGUACGCUUUUUUGCUGGCGACUGGAGUGAAAUCCACCAGCUGCUGCAGUGUGGAUUAAAUAUGGACCAGCAAAAAGUAACAGAUGAUUCAGAGCAAAAGGGUUGUGAUGGCUAUGACAUCAUAUUAAUGGCGGAAACUGUGUAUUCAUUGUCCUCCCUCCAUAGUCUUUAUGGGCUUAUCAAGAAGUGUUUGCGGUGUCCUUCUGGAGUAAUCUACAUGGCAGGAAAAAAGCAUUAUUUUGGAGUAGGCGGGGGUACCAGACAAUUUCUACAUUUGGUCAAAGAAGAUG
This is a messenger RNA of Elaeis guineensis (African oil palm), 1053 nucleotides long. The record is from RefSeq and is a predicted model, not a curated record. NCBI's taxonomy places the organism in Eukaryota, Viridiplantae, Streptophyta, Magnoliopsida, Arecales, Arecaceae.